GCGCGCCUGGCGCGUUCUCGCACUUCGCGCUCACAGUGAGAGGCGUGCAGUCAGACCUGAGAGCGGGACGCCGGUUUAUUUACGGCGGAGUGCAAGGAGUCACACGCGGGAGACUUUCCGGUGUAUGACCGCCAUUCGCCGCAGGACGAGCGAGCCAGCCGCACAGCUGCAUGCUGGAGGCCACACCCCACCAUGGAGCCCUCGCCUCAUCUGGCCUGGGUCCUGCUCCUGAGUCUCAUCGCUGAUUGGUCAGAAAAGGGCCAGUCGCGGGACUUCACAGUCAACGACAUUGUCUACCUCCAUCCUUCCACGACACCAUUCCCCGGAGGCUUCAAGUGCUUCACGUGUGAGGAUGCGGCAGACAACUACAGCUGCAACCGCUGGGCGCGGGACGUGUACUGUCCCCGAGAGACACGAUACUGCUACACUCAUCACAGGAUGGACGCGCGAGGGGACAGCGUGUCUGUGACCAAGCGCUGUGUGGCCCUGGAGGACUGUCUCUCUGCAGGGUGCAGGGACAUUAACCAUGAAGGACACAAGGUCUGCACCGCCUGCUGUGAGGGCAACAUCUGCAACCUGCCCCUGCCGAGGAACGAGACGGACGCCAUCUUCAGUACGCUCUCCCCACUGAGCGCCGGCUCGCGGGUCACGCCGCGGCUCAGCUCUGUCACCUGCUCCCUGGUCAUCUCCAGCGUGCUCACUGCCCUGGACCUCAGCCACGUAUAAGCUCACCAGGGGCUGAUCCGCUUGUCGUGUCUCUGUGCUGGGGAGAGAUGAUACUCUGUGUAUCUAUGCCCGCUGGGGGUGGGUGACCAUGGCGAAGCUGCCGAUUGGUUACCCUGGGAGUUGUGCUGUGUGUUCCGUGCUGCUGACAGCGAUGGGCAGGGACACAACACAGCUUGGUGUCGCACACCCGAAAGCACUCAGCCCCCUCAUCAGAAAGGGUGCUGCCUUGUGCAGGUUCUCCAGCUUCCAGGAGAACCACAGCUAUACGUCAAGUGCUGCCUCUCCUUACCAGUGAGUCGUUCUGAUGAAAUAUCUCUCCAUUCACGUGAAGAGCUAAUCCUACAGGAGUGCACACUGUAGGGCUACUUUCGGGAUUCAGUGAUUUCUCUGUACAUCUAUGUAUAUGUGUAAAUAUGAAAUUAUAUUUAAUUUUGUACAAAAAUGUGAUGCUGGAAUAUUAAAUAUGAUUUGAGAUCAGUGUAUUUUACAUCUAGGUGUUUACAUUACAUUCAUAUAACUUGCAUUUUUGUCCAAAGCAAUGCAUUAGUGUGGAAAACUUCAUGUCAGGGUGGGGUCAUCCAGUGUUCCUGGAGCACUUGGGGUAUGAUUGCCAUGGGAUUUAAACCCACAACCUUCUGAUCACAGGUUUAUACCCCUGGCAUUGGGUGUGUGUUUUGUGUGUGUUUUCUUUACCAGGUGGGAUAGAAUUCAGCAUCCAGCUCUGUGCCAAAUGUGAAAAGUACAGCAUAGGAAAAUCCCCAUCUCUAUGAAACACCAGCUUUCCUCACAGUUCAUACAUUAAAUCCCACGGACCAAACUGUGAAAGCGGAGCUGUAUAGACUGCGGGUAUAAACACUGUCGGCUGACAUCUUAUAAUCUGUACAUACGUGUAUGUGUCUUUGAGGUAAUAUUCAUGUAUGUCAUCCUGUAAACGGUGAAUGUGGUUUGGAACUGAACAAAUGAACAGCUGAUAAUUAAAAAAGUAAGCCUUUACUGUA
This is a messenger RNA of Paramormyrops kingsleyae, 1724 nucleotides long. Its product is annotated as ly6/PLAUR domain-containing protein 6-like. Gene Ontology annotation, biological process: positive regulation of canonical Wnt signaling pathway. The record is from RefSeq and is a predicted model, not a curated record. NCBI's taxonomy places the organism in Eukaryota, Metazoa, Chordata, Actinopteri, Osteoglossiformes, Mormyridae. Gene Ontology annotation, molecular function: acetylcholine receptor inhibitor activity.